GCUGCAGCUGCCCCUAACCCAUCAUCAUCAACAACAACAACCUACUCCGCCAGGUUUGUGAGGGAUCAUGAACACCGACGUGUUGCAAACUGCACGUACCAUCAAGAAGAGACGCUGACGCGCCACUGUAACUCAUCUCCCAUCAACACCACUCGUGCAUUCAUCGGCAGCAGAAUACCUUCACGCCAACUGCACCUACCAUAAAGAAGAAUAGCCUUCCAUUUGGUUUUCAUUCCGGGGACUGGUUCGUCAGGGCUCUUAAAUCUACUAAAACAACAGGAUGGCUGCAAAGGUGGAAGUUCCUUUUACAAAGCAGAUGCGAGAUGUUACCAGAGAAAUCCACAACAUUAGUGAUACCCUAAUAAAUGCUAAGCUUGGAAUAGCUAUGUCAAAUGACCGUGUGUGGGCCGAGGGUCUUUUAAUAUUUUAUGAGGUUUUCCAGUACCUUGAAGGGGCUCUUGAACGUCAUUCACACAGUCUGAUUGGAGAGCUGGAUAUUCCUGGUAUUAGACGUACUGAAGCAUUUGAAAAGGAUUUGUCAUAUUAUUUGGGUGCUGACUGGAAGAAAGAUUAUACCCCACGAGAGAGUGUUUGUCAAUACCUGAAACAUCUAGAAAAGCUAGAAAACGAGAACCCUUACCUCUUGAUGGCCUACAUUUAUCAUUUGUACAUGGGACUCCUUUCUGGUGGGCAGAUAUUACGGCGUAAGAAAGUUCUUCUACAAAAGCUCAGGUUCUCUCGCAAGGAUACAUUGGAGGGAAUGGCAGUAACAGAAAUCACUGAUGGAUCAGUGUCCAAGAUUAAAAAGCAAAUGACAGAAGCCAUGAACCACAUUGCAGGAGAAAUAGAUGAAGAUAUACGACAGAAACUUUUGGAAGAGAGCAAGGUGGUGUUUAUUCUCAAUAAUAAAAUUGUUCACUCCAUAGAGGGAGCUGGAGCCAUUGUUACUGUAAAACUUAUCAAACUAGGAGUCUUUGGAGCCUUAACAGUACUACUUUUUACUUAUCUUAGAAAAUUGUUGACUGGUUAGAAUUCAGUUAUAGUUUAAACUCUAGGGAUGUGCCAUUAUGGUUCCAAGGCAUAAAAAAGUGUGUGAACAAGUUAUGUAGGAAACACCAAGAAACUUAAAUAAACUUUAAUGAAGCUAAAUAGCUUUAAAAAUAUGUAACAUUAUGAAAUGUUGAAGUAUAUUAGCUGCCAUUUGUGCUAGUUUCAAUCAGAAUAACAGAUUCCUUGUAGUGGCAACAAGCCUGUUUAAGAGACAUUUGUUGCUUCCCAAUAUGUCAUGUUCCACUAGCACAGUGCUGGGUGGCAAAAAUAGUGUAACUAGUACAAUACUGUAUUAGCUAAAUAGUCUUUUAGGGUUGGUGUCCUUUUUUUGCUGGAUGGUGCUAAAAAUGUACCAAAUUUGGUACACUGAAACCGAAACCGAGUUUUGUAUUUACAGUAUGGGCAUAAAUGUAAAUACUGACGAUUUUUACUUCCAUACAGUGUAUUAUGUAAAUAUAAUGUUAAUAGCAUUUGUAAAGAGUCAUGCAUUGUUCUCCAUAAGAACAGUAGUUUACUGCUAGUAUUUUUUGUUUCUCAAAAUACUCUCUGCUAAUAAAAUGUGCUCAGUU
Molecule: messenger RNA, 1619 nt
Organism: Procambarus clarkii (red swamp crayfish)
Lineage: Eukaryota; Metazoa; Arthropoda; Malacostraca; Decapoda; Cambaridae
Gene: Ho
Product: Heme oxygenase
Biological process (GO): response to oxidative stress; heme oxidation; heme catabolic process
Molecular function (GO): heme oxygenase (decyclizing) activity; heme binding
Source: RefSeq, a predicted model, not a curated record